Messenger RNA from Capsaspora owczarzaki ATCC 30864, 2526 nucleotides. RefSeq lists its product as hypothetical. Bases 1 to 2526 code for a protein of 841 amino acids. NCBI's taxonomy places the organism in Eukaryota, Filasterea, Ministeriida, Capsasporidae. The transcript is spliced from 2 exons. The record is from RefSeq and is a predicted model, not a curated record.
AUGGGACUGAGUGCUGCCGCUGCUCCCAGCGCGAGUCGAGCUCGUCCGCUGCGUGCCUCAUGCUUCUCCUUCUUUACCAUCCUGGUUCUGCUUCUGCUGCUGACAGCGCCGUCGCUGGUGGUCUCUGCAUCAGCGCGACAGCAACAGGACAAGGCAAACCCGUCGUCGUCGUCUCCCAACCAGGCCAACCAGGCCAACCAGGCCAACCAGGCCACCCUGCACCAGAGAGCAGGCGCAAGCUCACCAGCGCCGGUCGUCAAGCUGCGGCAGAAGGGCUCAGCGGCAGCCGCGCUCAAGUCCGCAUCCGUCCUCAAGCGCGAGGCGUGGAUCCGCCUGCCAUUGCUGCUCCAGCGACCCGAGCGCUUCCCAUCGGACCUGCUGCUGGUCGUUGGCGAUGUGACGCAGACCACUGCGCGAGUGCUGUACGAGGGCCUGAACACGCUCAACGAGCACCACCACAUGCAGGUCAUUGUGCGCCCAACCGCGGCAAACCUCCCCCCCGCGAGCUCAGACGCUCAGCAGAGUCAGAGUCAGCCGCAAAACGGAGCCCAGUACCCAAAGCCAAAGCCAAUCGUUGUCGAGCAUGUUGCCAAGGCACUCGUCAUUGACCAGCUGCAGCCCGGGACGGAGUAUGUCGCGUGCUUCAAGGACACCAACGAGCCCGACGACGAUCGCCGCACAUUUGUGCCAUCGGAGGCGGAGGCGCGCCGACAGCUCGAUGAGACGUGCGCGCAUUCAGACGGCACCAACCGCGUCAUCUUCCGCACGCUGGAUGUGCAUCCGACAAACUACAGGAUUGUGGCAGUCUCGUGCGAUCGCUACUUUGAGGACGGCGACGACACGCUCUGGCAACAGAUGGCCGCAAACCAGACAGACCACGAUCUGACCGUGCAUAUGGGCGAUCAAGUGUAUGCAGAUGCCGUGGUGCGUGCGUACCGGGCGCAACUGGAGCAGUCCUACGAAGGCGAGCUCACGCAUGACGAGCUUGUCGAGGCCUUCCGAAACGUGUACCGAAUCACCUGGUCGCACACUGCCGCGCAGUCCUUCCUUCGCCGCGGCGCGCACUGGAUGCUGCCGGAUGACCACGACAUUAACAACAACUUUGACUUUGCACACAUGGAGACCGAUCUGACGGGCGACAUUCGCAACGACCUGUCGCGCGUCUACUAUGCCGGCCGGCGCGUCCUGUACGAGUACCAGUACCAACUUAUGGGCGACAUUGCUCACCAGACACUCGACACGCAAGACAAGCUCUGGCAUUUCCGCCGUGUCGGCAACAUUGGCCUGAUGAUGAUUGACAUUCGACUCCGCAACGUUUUCCUGCAGGCGGCCACCUUGCGCAAACGCAGCGCACGAUCGCUCGCAAACAGUGAGAUUGAUCUUGGCGAACCGCCAAAACGGCUUGAUCUGCUCGACGCGGUGCAGUUUGACGCCUUCCAAAAGCAAAUUGCCGCAUGGACUGCCGGCCCCGACGCUGCGACAACAGAGGAACUUCUCUCGACGGUGCUCAUGAACGAGCUGGCGCGCCGCAUUCCCGAACACCCGGAGGUGGUCAAGCAAGUGAACGCCAUCUUCCAAUUCAACGUUACCAAGCUCGGCACGGAAGUCAUGCACUGGACGGUCGAUCUCAAGAAUGGUGCUGGCUCUGUGGUGAAGGGUGCGGUUGCAGCAAGCCCAAACACCACCUUCACGCUCUCUGACGAGGACUUUGUUGCACUGGGCUCGGGCAAGCUGCAGGCGCAAAAGGCGUUCCGCAACGGAAAGAUCAAGAUCAAGGGCAGUUUUGCGGCUGCCGAAAAGCUCGAGGCCGUCCUCAAGCAGUACUCCAAGGAUGCAGCCGCCGCCAUUGCAGCAGCCCAGUCCAGCCAGAAGCCUGCGGCUGCUGCCACUGUACCACCCGUCGAUCACAUUGUCGUGUUCUCGAGCGUGCCACUGGCGUACUUUUCCGAGCUCAUGGCCGUGCUGGCCUUCCGAGUGGAUGGGGACCGCACGCCGGCGCAUGCAGACAACAUUGAGGGCGCCAUGGCUGUGCUCGAAGUGUUGCGACCCCACCACGACAAAGUCACCCUUGUCGGUGGCGACGUCCAUCACUACACUUCGUGCAGCCUCUGCCGCGUCCCCGAGCUGUCCGAUCCCGCGCAGACGUGGUUGGUCCGCCGGAUUGUCGAUGCAGCGUACGCCGUGACUUGGCUUGCUCCGCCGCUCAAGCCGUACCUCCCGCAGUUCAUGUAUCUGAUUGCAGGCACCGAGCCAGAGUGCAUGCCCCAAAUCACCGCUUCGGGACUGACGCGCGGAUCCACAGCCCUUGACCACAAAGGCUUGUUUGCCUUCUUUGCUCUUGCCAAGCGCCACUCGAGCUAUGUUAUUCGCAACUGGAUGGUCUCGCACCACGAGAGUAACCCCGACCGCAACUACGCCGUGAUCCAAUUGAAUGAGACGGUCGACGAGAAUGGAGCAACCCGCGUGACUUCGACGUGGCAUGCGACUGUUCUCUGGCAGCCGCGCUCCCGCUGCCGCUGCGACUGA